Anopheles moucheti is the source of this 787-nucleotide messenger RNA. RefSeq names its product protein C19orf12 homolog. The transcript has 2 exons. Lineage: Eukaryota; Metazoa; Arthropoda; Insecta; Diptera; Culicidae. The record is from RefSeq and is a predicted model, not a curated record. Bases 156 to 578 code for a protein of 140 amino acids.
AUCGUGGAGCGAACAUAAUACACAAAAGGUAAAUAAAGGAAAAAGACAUAAUCAAUUUGAUGUAAGUUCGCUUAUCGAUUAGGUUUUCCCAGCUAGCUACGUUUCAUGCAAGAUUUCUCACGGGGACGGCCAGCAGAGAGCAUAGUUCAAACAUCAUGCCAAUCAACACGCGAGAAUUGCUGAAUGCUGUGGCCAUUGUUACCGACAAACAUUCGAUGCGCGUUACGCUCAAAAGUAGUGCCAAAGGUGCGACCAUCGCUGGGACGUCCACGUUUCUCGGUGGUUUGGUGGCAGGUCCUGUAGGGCUCUUAAUCGGUGGUACCGUCGGUGGCCUGGUCGCUUACGGUAUGACGAGUAAUCAGUUCAAACCUGUAAGCCACAUCAUACAACACGAUCUCUCGGUGCAAGAGCAGGAGCAGCUAAAGCAGCGGAUAGUCGACGCGUUGUCUGAAUUUAAUCCUACCGAUCUUCUGACUAUUCUACCCUUGUUGACGGGCAACGUUGCAGUACAGAAAACAGUCCUUAAUACUGUAGUAGCAUUUUUAACUAAUGAAAUGCGUAUGCAAAUCAUUGACUGACACAAAUCUUACGCCGAAAGUAACCUGAAAGCUCUCAUACUGGUGCUGAUAAUGUAGAAAAAUUUGCAAUUAAUUCACAUCGUGCCUUUAUAUACGGGAAUAUUAUUUUUGUUACUUGAUCUAUAAUAUUGUGAUGGGAUGGUAUAAAACAGUAAAAUAAAACAAACUCCAUUCGGAUGUUUAUUAAAUAAAUUGAAAUAAAUGUUUUC